AUGAUGCACGUCAUCAGGCCGCUCUUCCUGGCUAGUUUGGUUGCUGGUCACGGCCAUAUCACGAACAUUGUCAUUAAUGGAGUUUCAUACGAGGGAUGGGAUAUUGACACAUUUCCUUAUGAAUCCGACCCUCCGACCGUGGUAGCGUGGGGUACACCAAACACUGGAAAUGGCUUCAUCUCCCCUGAUGCAUACGGCACAUCUGAUAUCAUCUGCCAUGAGAACGCCACAAAUGCCAAGGGCUAUGCAACGAUCGCAGCUGGAGACAAGGUCAAUCUCCAGUGGACCGCCUGGCCUGACUCUCACCACGGACCAGUCAUCACCUAUCUCGCCAAUUGCGGAGACUCGUGUGAGACUGUUGACAAAACAACCCUCGAAUUCUUCAAGAUCAGUGGAGUGGGUCUGGUCAGCGACACGGAUGUUCCUGGUACCUGGGGUGAUGACCAGUUGAUCGCCAACAACAACAGCUGGCUGGUUGAGAUCCCGCCAACCAUUGAAGCCGGCUACUAUGUGCUGAGAAAUGAGAUCAUUGCGCUUCACAGUGCGGAGGAGUCCGAUGGUGCCCAAAAUUACCCCCAAUGUUUCAACUUGCACGUUACCGGUUCUGGAACGGAAAACCCAACCGGUGUUCUGGGAACGAAGUUGUAUAGCUCCACCGAUGCCGGGAUUCUGGUCAACAUUUACUCAUCUCUGUCCACCUAUGAUGUUCCAGGGCCUACUCUCUACAGUGGUGCUGUCUCGGUCACGCAGGCUACUUCCGUCAUCACUUCAACUGGCACUGCCACGACAGCGUCAGGCGAUAGUGCUCAGACUACAAGCUCGACUGCUGCUGCUGCUACUGUUGCUGUUGCCACAAGCGCAUCCACUUCCACAAGUACAAGCACACCCAUCGCUGUGCCAACCACGGUCUCCUCCAGCACCGAGGUAUCGGAAUUCCAGACAGCGACUGCUAUCCAACAGGAAUCCACUAGCUCGAGCCCAGCGCUUACCACUGCUCCCGCUAGCACCAUCACUACAGCGCCUAGCAGUGCUAGCGACGCAGCUGCUGGUGGCUCAGUACAAUCCUUAUACGGUCAGUGUGGAGGUAUAAACUGGACGGGUGCUACUGCAUGCACCACCCAGGCUGUCUGCAGUUCGAUGAAUCCUUAUUAUUACCAGUGUGUCGCAAGUGCUGCCUAA
Penicillium pulvis is the source of this 1179-nucleotide messenger RNA. Its product is annotated as putative endo-1,4-beta-glucanase. Gene Ontology annotation, molecular function: cellulose binding. Gene Ontology annotation, cellular component: extracellular region. Lineage: Eukaryota; Fungi; Ascomycota; Eurotiomycetes; Eurotiales; Aspergillaceae. The transcript is spliced from 2 exons. The record is from RefSeq and is a predicted model, not a curated record. Gene Ontology annotation, biological process: carbohydrate metabolic process. The coding region runs from base 1 to 1179 and encodes 392 amino acids.